Molecule: messenger RNA, 765 nt
Organism: Arachis duranensis
Lineage: Eukaryota; Viridiplantae; Streptophyta; Magnoliopsida; Fabales; Fabaceae
Exons: 1
Coding region: 1-765 (254 amino acids)
Source: RefSeq, a predicted model, not a curated record
AUGUCUCAAGACCAUCGUCAGCUAGACAGCAGUCUGAUAUGCCGGGUCAUCUUGUCGUUGAUGCAGUCCAACCUCUCUGUCAGCAUUCCAAUUUUGCAAGGUGCAGUCCAAGCGAGCUACCACUUCAAACUGUCCUACAGAAAGGUGUGGAUGGCCAAGCAAAAGGCAGUUGCACAAAUCUUUGGGGAUUGGGAGGAGUCGUACAAUAAGGUUUCCAAGUUGCUUCAGGCACUGCAGAGCUGUGUUUUUGGUACCAUUUGUGACCUCCGUGUCAAACCAUUCUACGGUGGGCACCUCCUUGUACGUGACUACAAUAUGUUCGACAAGGUAUUUUGGUAUUUCCCGUCAUGUGUAGAAGCCUUCAAGCAUUGCAAGCCCUUUGUCUCUGUAGAUGGGACGCAUUUGUAUGGCAGGUAUGGUGGUGUGUUGCUUAUUGCGGUCACGCAAGAUGGGAAUAGCAACAUCCUGCCUAUUGCCUUUGCCAUUGUGGAGUCUGCGAGCACCGAGUCAUGGUCGUUCUUCCUAACUAAUCUGAGACGCCACGUCACUCCACAAGAUGGUCUACUGGUUAUCUUCGAUAGAUCUCAGGCUAUCAAGGCAGCGCUUAGCUCCGAUGACAGUGGUUGGCAUCCCCCUAGAACCUACCAUGCUUACUGCAUCAGACACAAAGCUGCAAACUUCAUGACACGGUUCAAGUCAGGCGAGGGUAAGAGGUACCUCAUUAAUGCUGCUUAUAGUCCAAGCAAGGCCGAUUACGAGUGGUAG